AUGUCAGCACCAAAGGAAGAAACAGUUGCCGAGCAACCAAAGGCCGAGGAGGCACCAAAGGCUGAAGAGGGAAAGGAUGCUAAGCCAGCUUCUAAAUUCUCCCUUGGCUCAAAGUUUGGAGGUCAUUCUUUCGGAAAAAUUACACCAAAGCCAGUUGCCGAUAAAGCAUCCGCAACUGCUGCUAAGGAAGAGGCUGUCGAUGAUAGCCAUACAGAAGCACCAUCCUCAGCUGCUGAGCAAGCUGAUCCAGACUCAGAUGAGGAUGCCCUCUUCAACGACAGAGCAAUGCUUUACCGUUUCGAUAAAAAUAACAACGAAUGGAAGGAGCGCGGUGUUGGUUUCAUGAAGAUUCUUCAGAACAAGGAAACAAAGAUGUGCCGUAUUCUUAUGCGCCGUAAUCAGACAUUUAAGGUUUGCGCUAACCACUUCAUUCUCCCACAUAUGGAACUCAAGCUUAACCAAGGCUCUGAUCGUGCUUAUAUGUGGAACGCUGUAGAUUUCGCUGAUGGUCCAGAUACACCAUCCCAUGAUGUUCUCUCUGUUAAGUUUAGAAAUGCUGAAACUGCUAACGCUUUCAAGAAGGCCUUCGAGGAAGGUAGAACACAGAAUGCUCAACUUCUCAAGGAAAAGGAAGCUAAGGAAGAGAAGAAGGAGUAA
This is a messenger RNA of Trichomonas vaginalis G3, 657 nucleotides long. RefSeq names its product Ran GTPase binding. The coding region runs from base 1 to 657 and encodes 218 amino acids. The transcript has a single exon. NCBI's taxonomy places the organism in Eukaryota, Parabasalia, Trichomonadida, Trichomonadidae. Gene Ontology annotation, molecular function: GTPase activator activity. Gene Ontology annotation, biological process: intracellular transport. The record is from RefSeq and is a predicted model, not a curated record. Gene Ontology annotation, cellular component: cytoplasm; nuclear pore.